AUGGCGCUGCGCCGCGGUCCCAGCCCCGCGCUGGUCCUGCUGCUGCUGCUGCUGGCGGCGGCGUCUUGUGUGGCGGCGCCGCGGCAGAAGCGCAUCGUGGGAGGCAGUCCGGCCGCCAUCGCCGACUUCCCGUGGCAGCUGUCGCUGCAGUACGACGGGUCGCACACCUGCGGCGCGGCCGUCAUCGGCGGCGAGUGGGCGCUGACGGCCAAGUCGUGCGUGGGCACCGACCACCUGGAGCACCUGCAGCUGCGCGCCGGCAGCGCCGCGCGCUCCAGCGGCGGGUCGCUGCACAACGUGACGCAGGCGGUGCGCCACUACCUGGCGCUGCCCACCGCCAUGGACUACGACUUCGCGCUGCUCAAGGUCAGCCCUGCGUUCAACCUGGACGAUCCGAACGUGAAGGCAGCAGCGCUCCCCGAGGAAGGCUCUGACCCUCUGGCGGGGACUGCAGUGGUCGCCACAGGGUGGGGCCGCAACGGGACCUCCGUGGAGCUGCCGGAGACGCUGGAGCAGGUGAGCAGCGCGGUGCUGGAGCGCGCCGACUGCCAGGAGCAGCUGGGCACCUGGUACGUCACCGAGCACAUGGUGUGCGCCGGCGCCAGCGACCGGGGGCUCGUCUGCUGGGGCGACACCGGCGGGCCCCUCGUCAGCGGCACCACCCUCGUGGGCGUCGUGCCCACCACCGGCGUCUCCUGCGACGAGCAGCCCUCCGUCUUCUGCAGGGUCUCCGACGUCCGCUCCUGGAUCACCAACAACACCGGCAUCUGAGCCAGCUGUGCGGUCCUGCGUCGCACCACCUGACUACGUGGCGGAUCUGUCUUUUAUGGAGCGUUAAAUUCUUAUCUUCCUUUCCUUCUUUCCCGCUCUGGAAACUAUUUAAAUAGUGAUCGAUUUGUUACGUUAUUCAGUACGAAAAUCUAAUUUUUAUUUACUUCAUUCUUCAGUUGUGAAAUAUUGUACACGAGUGUCUCAAAUAAAAGGAUUAGGUGCAUCAUA
Messenger RNA from Schistocerca cancellata (South American locust), 999 nucleotides. RefSeq names its product trypsin-7-like. The record is from RefSeq and is a predicted model, not a curated record. Lineage: Eukaryota; Metazoa; Arthropoda; Insecta; Orthoptera; Acrididae. The coding region runs from base 1 to 771 and encodes 256 amino acids. Gene Ontology annotation, molecular function: serine-type endopeptidase activity. The transcript has 2 exons. Gene Ontology annotation, biological process: proteolysis.